AUGUCCUUCCUCAUCCAUAAUCGGAAAACCAGCAAAAGACCUUUGCAUUUGGAGUCUCUCCUAAUGCCCAAAGUUCCCCGUACCAAUUACUUGCACCUUCAGGAAGAGAAGCAAAGACUCCAGCUGAAGAAAUUCCUCCUUCAUAGGAUGUUCCUAGUGGGACAGAUACAAGCAAACACAGAGAAAAAAAACAUUUCGGAAUAUUAUGAAAAACUGUUUCAGAUGAUUUUGAAACGUCACCUAGGAGAAGCAGUGACAGGGUUGUUGCUCAUGUACCCCAUGUCCAUUCUGCACAUCCUUGAGACCUCCAGUGGCACGCUUUACCGAAUUCUUCUAGAUUAUGUUGCCCGUAGAGACAAUGAAAGAGACUUUAUGAUUGAAAAACUGAAAAUUAUAGUUGUUUCUCAUAACAUCCCCACGAGGCUCUUUAUGCAGUGGCAUGUCUCAGUCAUCAAAGUGCCAGUUAUGUAUCUUGAUGAUGUGACACAGUCACAGUCCCUGGCAGAAAUCACCACAGACUUUCUCUCCCAGACUCAUAAACUGGCACUACACCUUUUUAAAAGUGUUAAAGUGGGGACUAAAGGACCAGGAGAUAACUUGCACCAAGUUGCACCUGACCUCCUCCUCCCAGAACAAAUUAUAAAGUGCUUGUGCAAUGCUGAAGAAUUCAUGGACCCAUCAACAUUUUUAAGCAUGUAUAAUAGACCGAUAGAUGUCACCUUGGAUUCUGAAGUGGUAUGGCCUGCCCCUUCUCGUUUCUAG
This is a messenger RNA of Jaculus jaculus (lesser Egyptian jerboa), 762 nucleotides long. It is a transcript of the gene Tex47, whose product is annotated as testis expressed 47. Bases 1 to 762 code for a protein of 253 amino acids. The transcript has a single exon. The record is from RefSeq and is a predicted model, not a curated record. NCBI's taxonomy places the organism in Eukaryota, Metazoa, Chordata, Mammalia, Rodentia, Dipodidae.